This is a messenger RNA of Tachyglossus aculeatus (Australian echidna), 696 nucleotides long. RefSeq names its product histone H2A, sperm. Gene Ontology annotation, molecular function: DNA binding; protein heterodimerization activity; structural constituent of chromatin. The transcript is spliced from 3 exons. Gene Ontology annotation, cellular component: nucleosome. The coding region runs from base 73 to 486 and encodes 137 amino acids. The record is from RefSeq and is a predicted model, not a curated record. NCBI's taxonomy places the organism in Eukaryota, Metazoa, Chordata, Mammalia, Monotremata, Tachyglossidae.
GCGGCCGGGCGCAUUUCGCCGGCCGGCGCCGUCGCGUGCAGGACAGGUCUCUUCGCCCGCGCCGCCCCCACGAUGUCCGGCCGAGGGAAAGCUAGCAGCAAGCUCCGCGCCAAGGCCAAAUCCCGCUCGUCCCGGGCCGGCCUGCAGUUCCCCGUGGGCCGGGUGCACCGCCUGCUGCGCAAGGGCAACUACGCCGAGCGGGUGGGCGCCGGGGCCCCCGUCUACCUGGCCGCCGUGCUCGAGUACCUGUCGGCCGAGAUCCUGGAGCUGGCGGGCAACGCGGCCCGGGACAACAAGAAGACGCGCAUCAUCCCGCGGCACCUGCAGCUGGCCAUCCGCAACGACGAGGAGCUCAACAAGCUGCUGGGCGGCGUCACCAUCGCGCAGGGCGGCGUCCUGCCCAACAUCCAGGCCGUGCUGCUGCCCAAGAAGAACCUGGGCUCCAAGAAGUCCCCGUCCGAAUGGGCGGCCGGGUCUCCAAAUUAGAUUCCGCCUGCCAGGAGGUCGUCGCCUUCAGCGGAACCAGAUGAGGAUACCUUCCUCCAGUAUGCUGAAUUUGACAAGAGGCACCUUCUCACGCUAUCUUCCUGUGAUUGAUGUUUUGUCCCUCUUUGGUGGCCUGUGCCUUUUGAGAUAACUGUGCUUGUGGGAGACAAAUUGGUGUUCCUAAAAUCUGAUUAAACUUGUUUCAACCAA